AAAACAACGAAAGCUUCGUCUAUUACCGCCAUGUUUGUUCUCACCUUCGUACUACUCCUUCUACAUACAACAGAUACAUGGGCCUUCUCAGUAACCACCUCUACUCCCACUGUCAGUGUGCCAGAAAACCAAGGGGCUGAUCUAAAAUGUUCUUACUCGGCUGACUUUGGAAAUCCAAGAAUUGAGUGGAAAUUUAAGAACCUGCAGGGGUCCAUAGGCUUGGUUAUCUAUGGUGGCAAGCCCACAGCGAAGUAUGUGGGUCGUGUUGAACUGUACAGCGGGGGGCUGAGGUUCAACAAAGUGACACGGGGGGACAGCGGGGAUUACACCUGCGAGGUGUCCUCCGACCAGCAUUUCGCGGAAGCCAAAAUACAGCUGACUGUGCAAGUGCCACCCUCUGUGCCCGUAUGUAGAAUCCCCAACUCUGUGACAACCGGAACAAAGGUUAUGCUGUCCUGUUUCGACAAAGAUGGCUCCCCCCCCUGCACCUACAAAUGGUUCAAAAACAAGACGCCUCUCCCAGAGGAUCCCAGCAAGUUUCCAGCCUUCAAAAACUCCACCUAUACCCUCAACCCCAAAACCGGCGAACUGGCAUUUCCGAUGAUUUCAAAACUGGAUGCAGGAGAGUACUACUGCACAGCCAGCAAUAACAUGGGUCCUGACAAGAGCUGCAGCCCAGUCAAUCUGGCAGUCCACGAUAGGAACACGGGGGGAAUUGUGGCCGGGGUGAUCGUGGCUCUGCUCGCUCUGGCAUUGCUGGCGUUUGGACUGUGGUACGCGCAUCGAAAAGGAUACUUUCCCAGUGAGUUUACCAAAAGAGUGAGAGUGCAUCUGUUUUCCUACAGCAAACCCCAGGUGGUGUACCAGCCAUCUUCGGAUUAUGCUGAUGAGGAAGACGGUUCAGAGUUCAGACAAAAGUCCUCCUUCGUGGUGUGAGCGACGCCAGAACAGAGCCUGGUGGACGAGCACUGGUGUCGCCACUCCAGCGCACCACUAGGAUAUUAAAACUGUGCAAGAAGUCUACUAUCUACUACAUCGUGGGGUUAUUGAAGUGGUUAAUUUUAAGAUUCUGAUGUAUUUAAAUGUUUUUUUAUACUUGCUGAAAGAAACAUCUGUAAUGUUAAUCCGCAAAUCACUCCCAGCUGGGAGGAUGCGCAUGGGAUUCCUUUUAUUCCUUUUAUUGCUCCCCAGUGCUGAGUUGUCCAUUUGCACUAAUCCUUUCUUUCUGUUUGACUGUACCACGUGUUGCCUGCAGCCUGCACUGUGUCUCUGUAGGUGGAUAGAACAUGAAUGGAUCCUUAUGUAGAAAGUCAAGUCAGUGCCUUAAGACAGAGGUCACUGUGUCCCACUGGGAUUGAUCCUCCUCCACAGAGUUUCAUUCACAGGAUCUGACUCUGCUAGAACAGCGUGAUGAUAAGUCUAAACACCAGAGGGUUCCCCGCUGUUAAGUGUGUUUUGUGGCUCUGUCUAAACAGCCACAAAUACCAUUCGGUCCUUCAUAGAAGAUAAAAUACACCCUGUCCUUCCUGAAAACCUCAGUUUUUUUUCUCUUUAGUAUUUUAGACCUAUUUGCAAAGCAAGCAUAGCGAUAAUAAUUUCCCUGCUGUAUAUGAUGCUUGUUUCUAUACCAUUCCAAAUUUUAUUGUAAAUUAAAUGUUUUAAAGGUCUCCUCCUUGCUGUUAAUGAUGCUCUUGAAAGGAACAUCCUGUUUAUUAUUAUUUACCAUCAAAGAUUGUACAUAUGGUAGCUGUUAGGAUUUAGCUGUUCUGCUUUUUUUGUUCCAAUAUGGAGAGGGUGCAUCAUGGUAAUGACUCAUGAUAACAACAAAACCCUCAGGUGACUGCGAAACAGGAGGCCUCUGUUUGCAAUAAUGACUUGUAAGUAGC
Megalops cyprinoides (Indo-Pacific tarpon) is the source of this 1886-nucleotide messenger RNA. It is a transcript of the gene f11r.1, whose product is annotated as F11 receptor, tandem duplicate 1. Gene Ontology annotation, biological process: establishment of endothelial intestinal barrier; intestinal absorption; cell adhesion. Gene Ontology annotation, cellular component: bicellular tight junction. The coding region runs from base 31 to 936 and encodes 301 amino acids. Lineage: Eukaryota; Metazoa; Chordata; Actinopteri; Elopiformes; Megalopidae. The record is from RefSeq and is a predicted model, not a curated record. The transcript is spliced from 10 exons.